This is a messenger RNA of Macrosteles quadrilineatus (aster leafhopper), 2950 nucleotides long. Its product is annotated as actin-related protein 6-like. The transcript has 4 exons. The coding region runs from base 133 to 2607 and encodes 824 amino acids. Gene Ontology annotation, molecular function: beta-catenin binding; nucleosome binding; gamma-catenin binding. Gene Ontology annotation, biological process: negative regulation of microtubule depolymerization; regulation of cell differentiation; nervous system development. Lineage: Eukaryota; Metazoa; Arthropoda; Insecta; Hemiptera; Cicadellidae. The record is from RefSeq and is a predicted model, not a curated record. Gene Ontology annotation, cellular component: catenin complex; beta-catenin destruction complex; Swr1 complex.
AUACAGACAGACUAUGCCGACUGCCUAAAAGAUUAAGCUAAUCCAAGUUAUUUUGUUCAUUGUUUACUAACUGAGUAUAUGAGUAAAUGAGUUCAGCUCUUAUUAAGACUUAUUUAAGACCAAGACGUCAAAAUGAUGGUUGAUAAUGUAUAUAUCGUGGACAAUGGAGCUUACACGGUUAAAGUGGAACUCUCCAAAGCAGCUGCACCAAGAGUUAUUCCAAAUUGCAUCAUGAAAGCUAAAAGUGAACGUCGAAGACCUUUCAUUGGGGAUCAAGUAGAAGAGUGCAGAGAUGCGUCUGGAUUAUUUUACCUGCUACCAUUCCAGAAGGGUUUCCUCAUUAAUUGGGACGUCCAGAAAACCGUGUGGGACUACAUAUUCAGCAAGGAGUGUUGCUACGGAAAUUUUUCCGAAACACCUCUUAUAGUCACAGAACCUUAUUUCAACUUCUCCAACAUUCAGGAAGCUAUGUCAGAAAUUUUUUUCGAAGAAUAUGAAUGCCAGUCGCUCUUAAGAAUUAAUGCAAGCUGUGAGGUGAAAGAAGGACUUCAGCAGAUGUUGGGAGCUCGGCAGGUUUAUGAUGUUUCCGCUGGCGAUCCUACUUUAACUGAGACAACUUAUAUGUUGAGAUACUGCUCAGAAAUAUUUGCACACAGAGAAAACGUCAAAAGAAUUUUAUGGGAUGACAAUCAUAAUCCUCUGCUGCAACAUAGUUUGGAUUCAGAUUGUUCUAAAUCAUUGAAAUUCGGUAAACCUUUGUGGAUUAGACAUGUUUUUAACUGCCCUAAUCAACAGAAGUACUUGAACAUUGAUAUGAUACAAGCACUGCACUCUCACCUACAUGUAAAACAAUCAAAACAAAGAGAUUUGUCGCUAUCUUUAGAUUCUUGGAUCAAUAAUUAUGCAUUACAAUGUAAACUCGAUGAGUCAGAUACAAGACAUGUUCAGUCUUUUGAUAAGACUGUAUCUGAAGUUCCAGCCAGUCACUUGAUCAAAAACUUAAAGAAUAAAUCGAGUAGUGAAAUUUUUGAACGAAUGCCAAUGGAAGAGUUGUUUGAUACAAAUGAUCAGCCUAUAAACUACGGUUUGAAAUACUUUGAACAUGAAACACCUCUGUUGUUAGAUAGUACGGAACAGCCUGUAAAUUUCUGCCUGAAAUAUCUGGAAGAAAUGGAGAAUGAAUCGGACACUGUUGAGAUGAUGUUUGGCGCAGGUGAAACCUGCUAUGCUGAAACUGAUUUAGAUCAACCUGACGAGAUGUUUAACUACCUCAAGAAGAAUCCAGAACAUUGCAGCGAGUCUAAAUUCAACCACCUUAACUAUGCCCUUAGCUUUUCUGAGGAACUCAAAGAGUACCAGGUUGAAGGAACUCCUUGCGAUUAUUCUAUAGCUACACCACUUUCCGGUAUUUGCUCUCCACUUUAUGAAGGAGAGGCAAAGGUAGAAUCUGGAAAAGUGUCUCCAAAUACUGUUCCUUCGAAACAAACUGAAGACAGGAAGAGUGAAGUCUUAUUGCUUGAAACACCUCUGAUGUUUUCACGUUCAAGCUCAUUGAACUCUCUAACUAGUGACGAGCCUUUGAACGAUGUCAGAUCUUUGAUUAGCGAUUACAGCAGAAUGGCCAGUGGGAUGAUUUCUCCAAGUGACUUACCGGAUUCACCGACUCAAACAACGGCUCCUAGCGUGCACAGUUUCAAACUUCAACCACUGCCGAAACUGAGGAGUGUAUUUGAGGAAAAGGUGUCCAUUUUUAGAGAAGAAAGUACCCCUAUACAGUUCUCCACUACAAGUAGUCUGAGCGCCUUGAGUUUUGACGAUAACUUGUUAAAUGAAGCAUCAAAUGAAUCGCCACAUCUCGAACCCGAAGUUGCUUCCACUGAUGGAAAUGACGAUGACGAUAUAUUAGCUGCUUGUAUCAAUGCAGGUAUGCAGAAAUGUAGAGGUUUUGGAAAUGUGAAAACCCCUGGGAAUCCUAAGAAAAUCGUUCAAUCUAGUUUUAAAACCACGGAAAAAGACAUGUGUAAAAUUACUAAGCAUAUUUCUACUUCAAAAGAUCAAGCGUCGGCUGAUAACGUAAAAACAUAUACUACUGAGGAUACGUCAUUACAUAUCAGUCACACAACUUCAUGCUCUGAUUUGUCAAAGCUACCUGAAGAUUCAGAUCAUGCAGACAUUCUAGCUGAGUGUAUUCAAGCUGGAAUGCCAAAAGCAAUAGGAAAGUCCAAGUGUAAUUCGAAGAAAUCACCUAAGGUGCCUUUAAAACUGUCUCUGGUAAAGGGCAAUUCACAUUUACAUAAUCAAGCUAAAGCAACGACUUCUGUCGUAGAUAUCCAUGGAAACUCUUUGCCUCUAAAAUCAGGAUCAGCUGUCAAAAUGUGCCAUUGUAACCCCAACCUUGUUUCACCAGAAUCAUUAUCAGAACAAAUCACAACUGAAGCAGGAAUAUCACAGUUAGAAGUUAGAAGCGAUUCUAUGGCGAAACUUUCUCGUCGGUCAAGCAUUGAAUCCAUUAAAGAAGAUUUGACUGAAGACCCAGUAACUCUUUCAGAGUUGUUGCUGCUGGAACAAUGUAUUAGUUCUGGGAUGCCGAAGAAAAAGACUAGAUGAAACUGCAAACUCUUUUAUAUUCGUGUUAUGUCUGAUGUGUAAUGAGUUUGUCUUUUUUGUGUAAAGUAUGUUAAAUUCAAAUAAUUCAAAUGUAAAACUUCCACCUAACGUAAGAGACUAAGUUUUUUCAAUGUAGUAGAGUACUGAGAAUCGAUAUCUCAGUUGAAUCUUGUAGAAUCUUCUAUAAACUUGAACACAAACCAAAUGCAACUUGGUCCUUGUAGCUGGGGACCUUGUGAACUACCAUUACCGCAAGGAACAUCCCGAGGCAUUGUGUUGUCUGGUCAUCGACUGCGGCUACAGUUUCACCAACAUCGUUCCAUACAUUAGAGACAAGAAACAA